UGCAGUCAGCACCUCCUCGGGUUUGACGGCCACGAAGCGACUCCAUACGUCGUGCGUGUAAAACUCCACCGUGUGCGCGUUUGCGAUGCUCAAAGUGGCAGAGAGGAACCGCGUGACUUCAUUUAUGCGUUGGUGCAAAUCCGAAAGGCUGAUCGAGGGGGGGAUCAUCGUGAAAAAGCAGAAAAAUGAGGCCAACAGUCGCAAUUCAUGUCAGGCGUCUGCUUCCUAUCGACUUAGGCAUUAGUAGUUGAUAAAAGAUCAUCGAUGACACUCGUAGGAAAACACUUUGCCAACAAUUUUGAUGUUUAAGAUAGAUAUAUUAUGAUUUAACUGUAUUUUAAUUGAAAAAAAAUUGCCAUUCUUAUUUUACAUUGGAUAAAAAUGAAGAAUCGAUGUUUUAAACUGGUUUAGCCACGUCUGUUUAUGACGUCAUCAUUCAGCGACUGUAAUGAAAUCCACGCACAUGUAAACAAUACAAAUAUUCGGUCAAAUGGCACCAGUUGAUCCGAAAACGAAGAAAAGCGUUCAAGAAAGAAACUUUAAGAAGCCGCAAAAACAAAAUGCUGGCGUCAAAAAGAGGAAAUGGAUUCCAGAAAACAAAGUUUUCCAAGGAAGUAUUCAAGAAGGUCAAGGUUUUGCUUUCAAGCGUAAGGAGAAAGUGAGGCAUGAUUAUAACAAGCUUGUGCGCAAGGAGAAGAAAAAGACCGACAAGCAGACGUCCUUGUCAUCGCUUUACCACGAGGAAUACCCGGAUCACCUCAAACAUUUGUACAUGGCCGAGGCCGAGAAACUGAAGAACGAGGCUUGGACAAACAGACUGAACCGUGUCAAACUGAGAAUGAAAGGGCACGAUCAGGAAGAAGAGACGGAGUUGGAGGACAAAGCUCUUUCUGAUCUAAAAAGUCCUGCUGCUCCUGAGGCAGAAGAAACAGAGACGGCAGCACCGGUAGUAGAAAGGCUUCCUUUGAGCAACCGCAUGAAGAAGAAAAUGGACAAAAAGUCAUCCUUCCAGAGGUCGCAAGAAAAAUACGAGCAGAUCCAAGAAAAGCGGAGGAAAAAAGAAGAGGAGUUCCAAAAGCGCAAGCAGCAACGAGAAGACGCCAUCCAAAAGUACAAGGAGAAAAAAAGGGAGACCUUUCAGAUGCUCUGCAAAAAGACCAAAAAGGGGCAGCCAAACCUCAAUCUUCAAAUGGACUACCUCCUUCAAAAGAUCCAGAAGAGUUCAGAAAUGAGUUCGAAAAACUAGAAAUACUCAUAUUUCUUCAUAAAGUCAAUAAUGUUGUGCAUUUUUACCACAAGAUUGCAUUGCAAGUUUAUUCAAUUGUGCAAUUUUAUGUAAUAAACAUGAAAAUACUCCCAA
This is a messenger RNA of Corythoichthys intestinalis (scribbled pipefish), 1360 nucleotides long. It is a transcript of the gene ccdc59, whose product is annotated as coiled-coil domain containing 59. The record is from RefSeq and is a predicted model, not a curated record. The transcript has 4 exons. Bases 491 to 1246 code for a protein of 251 amino acids. NCBI's taxonomy places the organism in Eukaryota, Metazoa, Chordata, Actinopteri, Syngnathiformes, Syngnathidae. Gene Ontology annotation, cellular component: nucleus.